Molecule: messenger RNA, 1530 nt
Organism: Nezara viridula (southern green stink bug)
Lineage: Eukaryota; Metazoa; Arthropoda; Insecta; Hemiptera; Pentatomidae
Source: the annotation of a GenBank genome assembly
CAGCAUUCCAAGUUCAGUGUAGUGAUGUACGUUUGAUUGUUGUUUUCUUAAUCUUUGUGAAGAUGGCUUCUACGUUAGAAAGUUUGGAAACACAACUCGAAAUGUUCAUUGAGAAUGUUCGGCAGAUUCGUAUUAUUGUCAGUGACUUUCAACCACAGGGGCAAAAUGUUCUAAACCAAAAAAUACAGGCCUUAGUUACUGGUCUUCAAGAAGUAGACAAGCUUAGAUCUCAAGUUCAAGAUGUCCAUGUACCUUUAGAAGUUUUUGACUAUAUCGACAAUGGUAGAAACCCUCAAUUGUACACCAAGGACUGCAUUGAAAAAGCUUUAACUAAAAAUGAGCAAGUUAAAGGAAAGAUUGAUUCCUACAGGAGAUUUAAGUCUUAUCUACUUGUUGAACUGAACAAUGUUUUCCCUAAUGAACUAGCUAAAUAUCGAGCUUUGCGUGGAGAUGAUCGACCAAUAUCUUAAACUAUAUAUUUGUACAUAUUUUUAUAAACUUAUAAUAAACUAAGUAAAUUGUAUUAUUUUAGAUCUGUCUAGGCCCUUGGUAUUUUAAUGUCAUUAACGUUUCCUAGCAUUGUAUGGUCAGUUGUUUUAUUUAUCUGUUGUAUAUUUACCUAUCUUGUUCCUAUAUGGCAUAAAACUUAUCUAUUUACAAAAUGUUAAUUUAAAGCUAAAUAAUUUAAUUCUUGAAGUCUGGUACAUAUGUAAAUGUAUUUAAUAGAUUGAUAUCUUCUCUCUUUCUUUUCUCUAAUUUCAACUAUUUCUUAAUGUAUUGAUUUUAUUCCUUGAUAGAUCAUCUGUUGUUGAUUAAUUUCAUUAGCAUGUCUCCCAUAACAGCUUUAAUAAGAUGUUUGUCUUGCUCUUACAUUAAUGGUUGCCUGUAGUGAUCUGGUUCCACAAGUUGUUAACUUUGUUUUAAGUUAUGUUUGGUCCAACUGCUGCACAGUUCUCAUCCAGUAAUAAUCAGAUUUAAUUAUUCUUAAUUGUAGUGUUUUGAUUUUUAUAAUAUUCUAAAUUUCCAUCUCUUCACUAUUUAAAAGAAAUGCUUAAACAUCCAUUGGUUUCGUACAUGAUUCUCAAAAGACCCAUAUCCACUGUUUAAGUAUUAUGCUCCCUAAUUAAAUGUUAUCUUAACGUAGAGGCUUUCAAAUAUAAUUUUAAUUACUGUUGUUAGAUUUAACAUAUCAAUUGAGAAUGACGUUCUGUUACCUUUAUGGGAGAUGUACUAAUGACAGGAUACCAAAUUCCUGUUUGAUCAAUCCUUUGAAUAUUUCCAUGCAGUUAAAUAUUGUCAAAAUUAUAUUUGUUUGUUCUAUGUUUUAUCUAUUUAAUAUGAUUAAUAAAAUGAUGUAAAUAUUAUGUACAAAAAGUGCCUGGAAUUAGAUACCUGAUGAGACUUUAUUAAUACAUGCUUAGAAACACAAAAGAUGAGAAUUAUUUUUUAUGAAUUAAUUUGGAACCAAAAGGAAAAAUGAUUUUACAGUAUAUAAAAUUAAGUGAAAGUUCAGUGGCCAAUAAAAGUAUU